CGAGCGUGGUCGCAGCCUUCCCCGGGAGCGCAGGGAGCGGCACCGGCGAUAUGCGCGGCGGCGGCGGCAAGGGAGCCGCGCUCCUGCUGCUCCUGGCCUCAGUGCUCUGGGUCACCGUGCAGAGCCAGCAGAGAGGCUUGUUCCCUGCCAUUCUCAACCUGGCCACCAAUGCCCACAUCAGCACCAAUGCAACCUGUGGUGAGAAGGGGCCUGAGAUGUUCUGCAAACUCGUGGAGCACGUGCCGGGCCGACCUGUUCGACAUGCCCAGUGCCGGGUCUGUGAUGGUAACAGUACGAAUCCCAGAGAACGCCACCCAAUAUCACACGCGAUCGAUGGCACCAAUAAUUGGUGGCAGAGCCCCAGUAUUCAGAACGGGAGAGAGUAUCACUGGGUCACCAUCACCCUGGACUUGCGGCAGGUCUUUCAAGUUGCAUAUAUCAUCAUCAAAGCCGCCAAUGCUCCUCGACCUGGAAACUGGAUUUUGGAGCGAUCUGUGGAUGGCAUCAAGUUCAAACCCUGGCAGUACUAUGCAGUCAGUGAUACCGAGUGUUUGACACGCUACAAAAUCACUCCAAGACGGGGACCUCCCACUUACAGGGCCGACAACGAAGUGAUCUGCACCUCCUAUUAUUCUAAACUGGUGCCACUUGAGCAUGGAGAGAUUCACACAUCACUCAUCAAUGGCAGACCAAGCGCUGACGACCCCUCGCCCAAGUUGCUGGAAUUCACCUCAGCACGGUACAUACGGCUCCGUCUGCAGCGCAUCAGAACACUCAAUGCGGAUCUCAUGACCCUCAGCCAUCGGGACCUCAGAGACCUUGACCCUAUUGUCACCAGACGUUAUUACUAUUCGAUCAAAGACAUUUCCGUUGGAGGGAUGUGCAUUUGCUAUGGCCACGCUAGCAGCUGCCCGUGGGAUGAAGAAACAAAGCAACUGCAAUGUCAGUGUGAACAUAAUACAUGUGGUGAGAGCUGUGACAGAUGCUGUCCUGGCUACCAUCAGCAGCCCUGGAGACCUGGAACCAUUUCAUCGGGGAACGAAUGUGAGGAAUGCAAUUGUCACAAUAAAGCCAAAGACUGUUACUAUGACGAGAAUGUUGCAAAGGAGAAGAGGAGUCUGAACACUGCUGGGCAGUACCGUGGGGGAGGGGUUUGCAUCAACUGCCUGCAGAACACCACGGGGGUCAACUGUGAGACCUGCAUCGAUCGGUAUUACAGACCGCACAAAGUAUCGCCUUAUGACGACCAGCCUUGCCGUCCCUGUGACUGUGACCCUGUAGGGUCCCUGAGUUCUGUCUGUAUCAAGGAUGACCUCCAUUCUGACUUAGCCCAUGGGAAGUGGCCAGGUCAAUGUCCGUGUAAGGAAGGUUUUGCUGGGGACAAAUGUGAUCGCUGUCAGUUUGGCUACCGGGGUUUCCCGAACUGCAUCCCCUGUGACUGCAGUACCGUGGGCAGCGUGAAUGAUGACCCGUGCUCGGAGCCGUGUCUUUGUAAGAAAAAUGUUGAAGGAGAGAAUUGUGAUCGCUGCAAGCCGGGAUUCUAUAACCUGCAGGAAAGAAACCCCCAGGGCUGCUCUGAGUGCUUCUGCUUUGGCGUCUCUGAUGUCUGUGACAGCCUCACGUGGUCCGUUAGUCAGGUGACCAAUAUGUCAGGGUGGCUGGUCACUGACUUGAUCAGCCCAAAUAUGAUCCGGUCUCAGCAGGAUGCACUGGGUGGGCGUCAUCAAAUCAGCAUCAACAACACGGCUGUCAUUCAGAGGCUGAGAUCCACGUACUACUGGGAAGCUCCUGAGGCCUACCUCGGAAACAAGCUGACGGCAUUUGGCGGGUUCCUGAAGUACACAGUGUCUUACGACAUUCCGAUGGAGACAGUCGACAGUGACCUCAUGUCUCAUGCUGAUGUCAUCAUCAAGGGAAAUGGGCUUACUCUGAGCACACAGGCUGAGGGCCUGUCCCUGCAGCCUUACGAGGAGUACUUCAACGUGGUUAGGCUCGUGCCUGAGAACUUCCGGGACUUUAAAACCAGAAGGGAGAUCGACCGUGACCAGCUCAUGACCGUCCUGGCCAAUGUGACACACCUGUUGAUCAGAGCCAACUAUAAUUCUGCCAAAAUGGCACUCUACAGGCUGGAUUCUGUCUCUCUGGACAUAGCAAGCCCCAAUGCUAUAGACUUGGCAGUAGCUGCUGAUGUGGAGCACUGUGAAUGUCCCCAAGGCUACACGGGGACCUCCUGUGAGUCCUGCCUCCCCGGCUAUUACCGAGUGGAUGGGAUACUCUUCGGAGGAAUCUGUCAGCCCUGCGAAUGCCAUGGCCAUGCCUCCGAGUGUGACAUUCAUGGGAUUUGCUCUGCAUGUACACACAACACCACAGGAAAUCACUGUGAGCAGUGCCUGCCCGGCUUCUACGGGAGACCUUCACACGGGACGCCAGGGGACUGCCAGCCCUGUGCCUGCCCUCUCUCCAUUGACUCCAACAAUUUCAGCCCCACCUGCCACCUCACUGAUGGAGAGGAAGUGGUCUGUGACCAGUGUGCCCCGGGUUACUCAGGAGCCUGGUGUGAGAGAUGUGCAGACGGUUACUAUGGAAACCCAACAGUGCCAGGGGGAAGCUGUGUACCAUGCGACUGCAGCGGCAAUGUCGAUCCCUUGGAGGCCGGCCACUGCGACUCUGUCACGGGAGAAUGCCUGAAGUGCUUGUGGAACACAGACGGGGCCCACUGUGAGAGGUGUGCAGACGGCUUCUAUGGAGACGCCGUGACUGCCAAAAACUGCCGCGCCUGUAACUGCCAUGAAAACGGCUCCCUUUCUGGUGUGUGCCAUCUGGAGACUGGGCUGUGUGACUGCAAACCUCAGGUGACAGGCCAGCAGUGUGACCAGUGCCUGCCUGGCUAUUAUGGGCUGGACACAGGGCUUGGCUGUGUACCCUGUAACUGCAGUGUGGAAGGCUCCACAUCAGACAACUGCACAGAGGAGGGCCAGUGUCACUGUGUACCAGGCGUCACUGGGAAAAAAUGCGACAGGUGUUCACACGGCUUCUACGCGUUCCGGGAUGGUGGCUGCACAUCCUGCGACUGCUCACAUACUCAGAAUAACUGUGACCCUGACUCUGGAGAGUGCCUCUGCCCUCCUCACACCCAGGGUCUGAAGUGUGAGGAAUGUGAGGAGGCGCACUGGGGCCGGGACCCCGAGCAGGGGUGCCAGGUGAGUGCUGCCACCAUGCUUGGCUCCACGGGUCCCCAGUGUGAUGCUCUGUCUGGCCAAUGCCCCUGCAAAGAAGGGUUUGGAGGGCGGAGCUGCGAUCAGUGUUCCUUGGGUUACCGGAAGUUUCCUGACUGCGUCCCCUGUGACUGCGACCUGAGGGGGACACUGGCCGACACCUGUGACCUGGAACAGGGUCUCUGCAGCUGCACAGGGGACAGUGGCACCUGCUCCUGCAAGGAGAACGUCCUGGGGCUCCAGUGCAGCGAGUGCCGGCCUGGUACCUUUGCCCUGCAAAUUGACAACCCCCUAGGCUGCAGGUCCUGCUUCUGCUCGGGUCUGUCGCAGCUCUGCUCGGAGUUGGAGGGUUAUGUGAGGGCUCUGAUAACGCUGGCCUCCGAUCAGCCCCUGCUGCAUGUGGUCUCACAGAGCAACCUCAAGGGCACCAUUGAAGGUGUGCAUUUCCAGGCCCCUGACACCUUGCUGGAUGCGGAGGCUGUCCGCCAGCACAUCCAUGCAGAGCCAUUUUACUGGCGGCUACCAAAGCAGUUCGAGGGAGAUCAGCUCCUGGCCUACAGUGGGAAACUGAGGUACAGCGUGGCCUUCUACUCUACCCGAGGCACCGGCACAUCCAAUUAUGAGCCUCAAGUUCUCAUCAAAGGAGGUCGGGCCAGGAAGCACGUCAUUUAUAUGGAUGCCCCAGCGCCAGAGAACGGAGUGAGACAGGAUUAUGAAGUGGAAAUGAAAGAGGAGUCUUGGAAAUACUUUAACUCUGUGUCUGAAAAACAUGUUACGCACUCGGAUUUUAUGUCUGUACUUAGCAAUAUUGAAUAUAUCCUCAUCAAGGCAUCGUAUGGUCAAGGAUUACAGCAGAGCAGGAUUGCCAACAUCUCCAUGGAGGUUGGCAGGAAGGCUGGAGAACUGCCCUCUGGGGGAGAGGCAGCGUCCCUGUUGGAGCACUGUGUCUGCCCUCCUGGUACCGCUGGAUUCUCCUGUCAGGAUUGUGCUCCCGGGUACCACAGAGGGAAGCUCCCAGAAAGUGGUGGCCGGGGACCCCGCCCUCUGAUAGCUCCUUGUGUGCCCUGUAGUUGCAACAACCACAGUGACAUCUGUGACCCCGAAACUGGGAAGUGCCUGAACUGCCGCGACCACACGGCUGGUGACCACUGUGAGAUGUGUGCCCCCGGCUACUAUGGGAAGGUGAUUGGGUUGCCUGGAGAUUGCACCCCGUGUACCUGUCCUCACCGCCCCCCUUUCAGUUUCAGCCCCACUUGUGUUUUGGAAGGUGACAAUGACUUCCGGUGUGAUGCCUGCAUCCCUGGCUAUGAGGGACAGUACUGUGAAAGGUGCUCCGUGGGCUAUCAUGGCAACCCUCGAGCAGCAGGUGGCAGCUGUCAGAAGUGUGACUGUAACCCCCAAGGCUCUGUCCACAGUGACUGUGACCGAGCGUCUGGGCAGUGUGUCUGCAAGCCAGGAACCACGGGGCUCCGCUGUGAGGAAUGCCUGCCAAGACACAUCUUGGUGGAGAGCGACUGUGUUUCUUGUGAUGAUGAAUGUGUGGGGGCCUUGCUGAAUGACCUGGAUGCUUUUGGCGAUGCUGUCCUGUCUCUGAACCUCACUGGCAGUUUCCCUGCCCCAUAUGGGAUUUUGUCAAGUCUGGAAAAUACAACUAAAUAUUUCCAGAGGUAUUUAUUAAAAGAAAAUGCUAAGAAGAUUCGGGCAGAAAUCCAGCUUGAAGGGGUUGCAGAACAAACAGAAAACCUGCAAAAGGAGCUCACUAGAGUCUUAACCAGCAGCCAGCAGGUGAAUCAGGCAGCAGAGAGAACCGUCAAUGGGACUCAAGCCCUGGCCACGUUCAUUGAGCAGCUGCACACAAACAUCAAAGAAAUCACGACAAAGGUGGCAAUGUUGAAUCAGACCGCCCGUGAAGAUUUCCAGCCACCCAGUUCUGCUCUUCAGAGCAUGCACCAGAACAUGUCUUCUUUGCUGGAGCUUACCAAGAAAAGGAAUUUCACCGAGAUGCACCAAAAUGCUACCCUUGAACUCAAGGCUGCUAAAGAUUUAUUGUCACGAAUUCAGAAGAGGUUCCAGAAGCCUCAGGAAAAGCUGAAGGCAUUGGAGGCAGCCAGAGACUUCCUUUCAAACCACAGCAAAGAACUACAGGCUGCCAAGGAGCUCCUGAGGGAAGCUGAGAACAGGACCCAGGAGAGCGACCGCCUGCUGCUCCUUGUCAAAGCCAACCUGAGAGAAUUCAGCGAGAAAAAGCUGAAUGUUCAAGAAGAACAGAACUUGACCUCAAAGCUCAUCGCUGAAGGAAGAGAAUGGGUAGAUUCCGCCACUACUCAUAUGGAUACUGUACAAGACAUCCUAACACAGCUGGAGCAUCACAGAGAUGAGCUCCUUUUGUGGACCAGUAAGCUCCGAGGCCACGUAGAUGAGCUGGUCAUGCAGAUGUCCAAACGAAGAGCUCGUGACCUGGUCCACAGAGCUGAGCACCAUGCCUCUGAGCUGCAGAGCCUAGCAGGUGUUUUGGACAGAGACCUUGAAAACGUUAGAAACGUGUCCGUGAAUGCCACCAGCGCAGCACAUGUUCAUGCCAACAUCCAGAUCAUGAUGGAAGAUGCAGAAAGACUGGCCGCUGAUGCUCAGGAGACUGCAAAUGAAACAAGCUUGGUCUUGGAAUCCCUGGUGUCUCAGGGGAAAGCAGUUCUGCAGCGCACGUCCAGAUUUCUAAAAGAAAGCAUCAGUGCCAGGAGGAAGCAGCAAGGUAUUACAUUGAAGCUAGAUGAGCUGAAAAAUUUGACGAGUCAAUUUCAAGAGAGUGCGGAUAAUAUUACAAGGCAGACCAACGACUCCCUCUGGAUCCUGAGAGAAAUUCCUGGAGGCAUGAGAGAGAAGGGGAGAAAAGCCAGAGAGCUGGCCACAGCCGCCAACGAGAGUGCCGUGAAGACACUAGAGGACGCCCUGGGUUUAAGCCUAAGGGUCUUCAACACAUCAGCGGACCUGUCCAGAGUGAAUGCCACAGUACAGGAGACAAAGGACCUCCUGCGCAACUCCACGAUGACCACCCUGUUGGCUGGAAGGAAAAUGAAAGACAUGGAAAUACAAGCCAACCUCCUAUUUGAUCGACUGAAGCCUUUGAAAACGCUAGAAGAAAACCUGAGUAGAAACCUGUCGGAGAUCAAGCUUCUGAUCAGCCGCGCCCGGAAACAAGCAGCUUCGAUCAAAGUUGCCGUGUCUGCAGACAGAGACUGCAUCCGUGCCUACCAGCCUCAGAUUUCUUCCAGCAACUAUAACACUCUUACUCUGAACGUUAAGACACAAGAGCCGGACAACCUUCUCUUCUACCUGGGCAGCAGCACCAGUUCUGAUUUUCUCGCAGUGGAGAUGCGGCGGGGGAAAGUGGCCUUCCUCUGGGACCUGGGCUCCGGGUCCACAAGGCUGGAAUUCCCAGAUGUCUCCAUCAAUGACAACAGAUGGCACAGCAUCUACAUAACCAGGUUUGGAAACAUGGGGUCACUGAGUGUCAAAGAAAUAAGUUCGGCUGAGAAUCCACCAGUCAAAACAAGCAAGUCUCCGGGGUUGGCAAAUGUUCUGGACAUAAACAAUUCAACACUAAUGUUUGUUGGAGGGCUUGGAGGUCAAAUCAAGAAAUCUCCCGCUGUGAAGGUUACUCAUUUUAAGGGCUGCAUGGGAGAGGCCUUCUUGAACGGCAAAUCAAUCGGCCUGUGGAAUUAUGUCGAGAGAGAAGGGAAAUGCAAUGGCUGCUUUGGAAGUUCCCAGAAUGAAGACUCUUCCUUCCAUUUUGAUGGAAGUGGGUACGCGGUUGUGGAGAAGACACUCCGGACCACCGUGACUCAGAUAGUCAUCCUCUUCAGUACCUUCUCCCCCAACGGGCUGCUUUUCUACCUGGCUUCAAAUGGCACUAAGGACUUUCUGUCCAUCGAGCUGGUCCGUGGCAGGGUUAAGGUGAUGGUGGAUUUGGGGUCCGGACCCCUCACUCUUAUGACAGACAGACGGUAUAACAACGGAACCUGGUACAAAAUCGCCUUCCAGAGAAACCGGAAGCAAGGACUGCUGGCUGUCUUUGAUGCCUAUGACACCACUGACAAGGAGACCAAGCAGGGAGAAACCCCAGGAGCCUCUUCUGACCUCAAUCGACUGGAAAAAGACCUGAUUUACGUGGGGGGCUUACCUCACUCUGUAGCUGUGAGGAAAGGGGUCAGCAGCAGAAACUACGUGGGCUGUAUCAAGAACCUGGAGAUAUCCAGGUCCACCUUUGAUCUGCUGAGAAAUUCCUAUGGAGUGAGAAAAGGCUGUGCGCUGGAGCCCAUCCAGAGUGUGAGUUUCCUGAGAGGUGGCUACGUGGAGGUGCCACCCAAGUCUCUGUCACCAGCAUCGUCCCUGCUUGCCACAUUCGCCACCAAGAACAGCAGUGGCAUCAUCCUGGCCGCACUGGGCAAGGACGCGGAGAAGGCUGGUUGGUCUCAGGCACACGUGCCCUUCUUUGCCAUCAUGCUGAUUGAAGGCCGCGUUGAAGUGCAUGUCAAUCCCGGGGAUGGGACCAGUCUGAGGAAGGCCCUACUGCACGCCCCCACUGGCUCCUACAGUGACGGACAAGAGCAUUCCUUCUCCCUGGUUAGGAACCGGAGAGUUAUCACCAUACAGCUGGAUGAGGGCAGUCCCGUAGAAAUGAAGUUGGGUCCCUCAGCAGAAGGAAGGACAAUCGAGAUAGCCAACCUGUACGUAGGGGGCCUUCCCGCGGACAAGAGGACACCAAUGCUCAGGAUGAGGACUUCAUUCCAUGGCUGUAUCAAAAACCUGGUCUUCGACACUGAAAUUUUGGACUUCACCCACUCCGUAGGCUCUGAACUCGUAGAGCUGGACACUUGCUUGCUGGCAGAAGAACCCCUGCAGGACCUUCAUGGGGGACACGGGGAACUCCCUCCAGAGCCCCCAACUCUGCAACAGCCUGAACUGUGUGCGGUGGACACGGCUCCAGGGCAUGUUCCAGGCGCUCACCAGUUUGGCCUCUCGCAAAACAGCCACUUGGUGUUGCCUUUUAAUCAGUCCGAUGUCCGAAAGAGGCUCCAGGUUCAGCUGAACAUCCGGACAUUCGCCUCCAGUGGCCUCAUUUACUACGUGGCUCAUCAGAACCAAAUGGACUAUGCUGUCCUCCAGCUCCAAGAGGGCCGCCUCCACUUCAUGUUUGACCUUGGCAAGAGCCGGACCAAGGUCUCUCACCCCACGCUGCUCAGUGAUGGCAAGUGGCACACAGUCAAGACGGAGUACGUUAAAAGAAAGGGCGUCAUGAGUGUCGACGGUCAAGAGUCCCCCACGGCGACUGUGGUGGGAAACGCAACAACACUGGACGUGGAAGGGAAGCUGUACCUGGGAGGUCUUCCUGUCCACUACAAGGCCAGGAACAUCGGGAAUACAACCCACAGCAUCCCUGCCUGCAUUGGGGAGGUGACAGUCAACAACAAGCCUCUGGAUAAAGACAGCCCUGUGUCUGCCUUGGCAGUGGGCAGGUGCUACGCAGUGGCCCAGGAAGGAACUCUCUUUGAAGGAAGUGGAUAUGCAGCUCUUGUCAAGGAAGGCUACAGAGUUCGACUGGAUUUAAACAUCACACUGGAAUUCCGUACCUCCUCUAAGAAUGGCGUCCUCCUGGGGAUCAGCAGUCCCAAAGUGGAUGCCAUUGGCCUAGAGAUUGUAGACGGCAAGGUCUUGUUUCACGUCAACAAUGGGGCCGGCAGGAUUACAGCCACCUAUGAGCCCAGAGCCUCCACAGCUCUCUGUGACGGGAAAUGGCACACGCUCCAAGCCCAGAAAAGCAAACACCGCAUCGUCCUAACGGUGGAUGGGAAUACGGUUAGGGCCGAGAGCCCUCACACCCAUUCCACCUCAGCAGACACUAAUGAUCCCAUUUAUGUGGGUGGCUAUCCUGCCCACAUCAAGCAAAAUUGCCUGAGCAGCCGGACCUCCUUCCGGGGUUGUAUGAGGAACCUCAAGCUGAGCAGAGGCCCACAGGUGCAAACCUUGGACUUAAGCAGAGCCUUUGACCUUCGGGGAGUCUUCCCCCAUUCCUGCCCUGGGCCUGAGUCCUGAACUGCUGCCGGAAGCCUCUUUGGAGUCACUGUUAAUACGUUGAGGAGAAACAAGUUUGUGAACUCAAGUGUCUUCCAUUCCGAUUUCAUUUCCAACUCAGGUUAUGUUUCCAGAGAAAAACGCUGUAUUUAUGUUGAACUAAAGCCACAUGUACAACAGAUACCUCUAUUAAAUAGUCCAAAAUGUCCGUUGAA
Molecule: messenger RNA, 9499 nt
Organism: Peromyscus maniculatus bairdii (prairie deer mouse)
Lineage: Eukaryota; Metazoa; Chordata; Mammalia; Rodentia; Cricetidae
Source: RefSeq, a predicted model, not a curated record